UGUGAAAGAGUGAAAUUAUUCGUUCUCCUCCGAAGACGAACGGAACCUUCGUCACAGUUUCUCUCCGACGUCGGCCUCGUAGACUUGAAAAGGAUUGAACUUUACCAAGUAGAGAUCAUACCAGAGGGGAGAGACUCAAAGCUAGAACAUUAAUGGAAGAGACCAACCGUGAUGGUGAUGGAGAGCUUUAUCCAUCUGGUGUCGAACAGGUUCCGGGUGAGAAGAGAAAGAGGGAAGGAUUGGUGAGUGGAGAAAGAGAAGCUGAAGAAGGUAUUUUAGUUGGUGACACCAAGGCUAUAAAAAUACUUGGUUUUGAUGGAGGAGAGCUGUCUCAGUCUCAGUCUCAGAGGUCUUUGUUUAGCAAGCGACAGGCCUUUGAGGUGCAAAACAACAUUAAUCUUAAAGGGUCUUUGGUAAAAGAAGAAUCAGGAGAAGAGCCAGCGAGAGCAAAGCAGGAUUAUUCAACUUUUAAUGACUUUGAUAAGCUGAGGGAAGAAAGAAAUUUUGCAGUUGGUCAGACAUGGGCUCUUUAUGAUGAUAAAGUGGAUGGGAUGCCUAGACUGUACGCUCAGAUCACAAAACUCUCAGUUCCCGGUUCCUGUCUUAGCGUCACAUGGCUUGAGCCUGAUCCAGACGACAAGGAAGAACUACAGAGCUAUGAAAAAGACUUGCCUGUUUCUGUCGGUUGGUUCAAACUCGGCAAAACGGAGGAUAUAAAAGAUCACAGAAGGUUCUCUCAUCUUGUUCACUGCAACGAAGGAAGCAGCAGCGCAGGUAGAAGAUUCAGCGUUUAUCCCAGAGAAGGAGAGACGUGGGCUAUCUUCAAGGGUCGCUACAAGCGUGAUAACUCCUGGAGCUACCGGGACAUAGACUGGUCAGCUGAUCCCGGUUCUCACCGUAAAUAUAACUAUCAAUUUGUCGAAAUCGUGCCAGAAGAAGAUGCUCAUACAGAUGCUCCACCUGUUGGAUUCCUGCAUAAGGCAAAAGGUUUUUCAAAUGUGUUCUGUCGCUUUGCUAAGGAAGUUGUUAAAUCUUACAUUCAAUGUAGCCAUACAGAGCAAUUCUCCCAUCGUGUUCCAUCGUUUAAGACGACUGGAAUAGAAGCAGAAGGUGUGCCUCGAGGUGCUUAUGAGCUGGAUCCCGCAGCGUUACCAGAAAACAUCAAGGAGAUUGACGUCCCUUUACAUCUACUAGAAGAGGCUAACUCUGAGGAGGAGGAUAAUAAACAUUCUCAGUGCGUUUACUUUGCUAGUAAAGGAAUAACUUUUCAAACGGGACAAAUCUGGUCAUUCGGCAGCGGCGACGAUAACUUGCCACGGUACUACGGCAAGAUUCAGAAGAUCACGUUUGUUCAGGCUUUUGAGCAAGAUCCGGUGGUUAAACUGCAUAUAGGUCGGCUAAAGGCUAGACCUAUCAAAAGCGUCAUCCAGUGGAUUGACAAGGAGAUGCCCAUCGGGUGUGGGAACUUCAGAGCAAGAAAAGUUCUCGAGAUAUUCACUGAUCUUGAUGUGUUUUCACGUCAGAUAAGCCAAGACUCAUCCGGAGAUAGGGAUGAUUACUGCAUCAUGCCCAAGGCUGGUGAUGUCUGGGCGAUAUACAGAAACUGGAGUAAUGGCAUUGAAGUCGCUGAUCUUCAAUCACAGAGUUAUGAUCUUGUGGAAGUUCUUGAUGAUAAAAUGGACUACAAGGUGUUGCUGUUGGCUCCUGAAGGUGGGUUUGAAUCAGUUGAUUCUAAGGGUUUUGGUUCGGUGUAUGUGGCUGCUACUGAGCAUUGGAUGGAUGGCGCAGACGUGAGAUUCACAGUUCCGAAAUGUGAACUGCUUAGAUUCUCGCAUCGAGUUCAUACUUUGAAAGUAACAAAGGAGAUGC
This is a messenger RNA of Brassica oleracea var. oleracea, 1869 nucleotides long. RefSeq lists its product as uncharacterized. NCBI's taxonomy places the organism in Eukaryota, Viridiplantae, Streptophyta, Magnoliopsida, Brassicales, Brassicaceae. The record is from RefSeq and is a predicted model, not a curated record.